UGGGGGCCGGCAAUUGUGGAAGCAAGUUACUCAUAAAAUUUGUUUCCAGGAACCGUCAAGUCAGCCAUCUUCUGCUUCGUAUCCACCCAAAAGACGACUGCACCUUGGUUGACUCAUCAAGCAUUGGAGAAGACCUUCGAGUCAUCGCCAAUGGAUCUCACAUAAAUCUCACACAUCUGCGACCAAAAGUAACCUCCUCACAACAGUCUUUGCAUGCGACAGACGAGGCUUCCACUCGUGUGCAUCAUGGCCUCCACAGCAAGUAACGGCGAGAGCCAGUCUCCCGCUGUACAACUCCGUCAGUGUCUCCCACCCUCCCCUUCCCUUCUCACCCUCGCGUGUCAUGUUUGAACGGCUACUAAAUCCCGUAGAGAGUGCCAAAGACCAACCUGAAAACCCGUUCGCAAAACUGGUUGGCGAACAAGAUUACGCCAUUGUACCAUCCUUCAUCCUCGAGUCCGGCGUUGUUCUGAAAAAUGUUCCUGUGGCAUACACUACCAGGGGGCAGCUCUCUGAAAAUCGAGACAACGCACUGGUGAUAUGCCAUGCCCUCAGUGGCAGCGCCGAUGUGGCCGAUUGGUGGGGUCCAUUACUGGGAGGACCAGGUCUGGCCUUUGACAUUACGAGAUUCUUCAUUGUGUGUCUAAACAGCUUGGGAAGUCCAUACGGCAGUGGAAGUCCUGUGACAAAUAAGGAUGGAAACCCCGAGAUGGGAAGAUACGGUCCAGAGUUCCCUCUGACCACGAUAAGAGACGAUGUCAAUAUACACAAGAUUAUCCUCGACCACCUCGGCAUCCGUCAGAUAGCGGCGGUGGUGGGUGGUUCUAUGGGCGGCAUGCUAUGUCUCGAAUACGCAUAUUUCGGCAAAGACUAUGUUCGGUGCAUAGCACCGAUCGCGACAUCAGCAACGCACAGUGCUUGGGGCAUCAGCUGGGGUGAAGCACAACGACAAGCAAUAUAUUCUGAUCCGAAAUAUGAGGAUGGAUAUUAUGACAUUGAGGAUCCUCCCACGGCUGGCUUGGGCGCCGCUCGCAUGUCAGCACUCCUUACCUAUCGAAGUCGCGACUCUUUUGAAUCCCGCUUCGGGAGAAACACACCCGACCUAUCCAAGAGACAGAACAUAAAUCAGGAGAAUGGUUCGAAUUCAAAUGAGCAUUGGUCGAUUCAUAAUGAUGGUCAUCGACGCGCGAAAGGUUCUCGACCAGCUUCUCGCAACGGCACGAUUUCCGAACCACAGUCGCAGACAAAUUCGCCAGCGGAAGCACAAACACAGACUUUCCAAGAUCCUCAGUUCACAGGUACCACGGAGUUCUCUGUGCCCGCACCAGCUCCCAGACGACAAACCUCACGGCCUACAAACCAUUACUUCUCUGCCCAGUCAUACCUGCGGUAUCAAGGCACGAAGUUUGUCGGGCGGUUCGAUGCGAAUUGUUAUAUCGCCAUCACACGCAAGCUUGAUACUCAUGAUGUAUCCCGGAACAGGGCAUCGAGUGUCAGCGAAGCGCUGGCGCAAAUUGAACAACCCGCUCUGGUACUGGGCAUCGAGACCGACGGACUCUUCACGAUUGCCGAGCAGGAAGAACUUGCUCAAUGCAUACCCAACGCACGGCUAGGCAAAAUCGACAGCCCGGAAGGCCACGACGCUUUUCUGUUGCAGUUUGAGCAAGUGAACAAUUAUUUGCUGUCGUUCUUCCGCGAAAACCUGCCGGAUAUCAUGGGCAAGCCUGGCAUUGGAGGAACAGAAAAUGAAGCGCAAGCUGGAGUGGGCACAAUGACCAAGAGCAGCACGUUUGGAGAAGCGGAAGUGGGCGAUUUGACUGCCUGGUAACUGCAUGGUAGCCUGCUGCCUGCUAUGAAACACGAAAAACCCGGGAAACAGAUGGGUUCGAAAUGAGACGCUAUAUGUCCCAGAAGCCAGUUCAACUCUGGAUAGGGACUCUUGGUGGCGCCACAGACGAAUUGUCAGCGAGUCUGUACAUAUUGACGGAGUGUUUGUAUCAUUGUCGUCGGUUCUGUAAGGCCGCAUUCACAAGAUACCCGGGGUGUAUAUGGUUUAGAUAUUUUGAAGCAUGACUCGAAUGGAACGAACUUGUUCUUCCACAUACGAUUAACAGCUCUCCUCAUCGGCUCUAUUUCGGUGGACCUAGGUAUGAAGACACACGAGAUGCACCGAACGACGAGGAGUAUGGAUCACUCCAGCUAUGGCUGCUUACCCGGCUCCCUAGGCCUACGCUGAAGAGCCCAGCCACAUGAUCUGAGCGGGAAGAGGUUAGGAGAACUUAGGACGAGGCAGCCUCGCACAGGCUGAGGGGCGCCACAAUGACAGG
This is a messenger RNA of Exophiala viscosa, 2327 nucleotides long. RefSeq names its product homoserine O-acetyltransferase. Gene Ontology annotation, biological process: L-homoserine metabolic process. Bases 344 to 1828 code for a protein of 494 amino acids. Gene Ontology annotation, molecular function: homoserine O-acetyltransferase activity. The transcript has 2 exons. The record is from RefSeq and is a predicted model, not a curated record. Lineage: Eukaryota; Fungi; Ascomycota; Eurotiomycetes; Chaetothyriales; Herpotrichiellaceae.